CUCCUCCAGAACUUGGGAAGAAGGACGACACAUUACCACUCCUUGAUAUUCUUGCCAAACCCAUUUGUGUAAUCUACCUUGUGGGAUCAUAUAGCUUGCUGUGCUAGUUUUGCCGAAAUUGUUGUUCCUAUUUUUGACCCUUGCUCGCUCUCUGGAGCACCACCUCCUUUCCAACGCCUUCCGCCAUGUCUGUCAGCAUUAGAUCGGCUAGACUUGUGCGCAACAAUGCUGCAUUGCGCCCCUGUUUGAUCGCCCGACCACGCUUUACUGGUGCACUGGGCGCAAGCUCGGCCGCCAAUUUCCGGAUCAAUGGCCGGGGUCUUCCAUCCGACAUACAAGCCCUCGCAGUUCUGGUCCCUCACCGUGGAUAUGCCACGGAACAAUCCACUUCUACCUCAUCUUCCUCGAAUUUCCCUCCGCCCGUCUUCAAUGCCGAGCAAGCGAAAAAGCCCAUCGUACCAGAAACCUCGCAGCCUGCCAAGCUGUGUCAACAAGUUAUUCCUAAAUCAGAAUUACCAGUUACCCCGACGAGCAAUGUCCCGAGCAAAGAUAAGUUAAGCGAUGCAGGAGCAGCGAAGGAGGCUACUGAGGAGAAGAAGGAGCAAAAGAAAUUGACCCUUGGGCAAAAGAUUAAGAAGGAAGCCCAGCAUUAUUGGGAUGGUACCAAGCUUUUGGCCACGGAAGUCAAGAUUAGUUCAAGACUAGCAUUGAAGAUGGCAGCGGGCUAUGAGCUGAGCAGAAGGGAACACCGACAGCUUCAACGAACAGUCAAGGAUCUUGGUCGCCUGGUCCCCUUUUCUAUGUUUGUUAUCAUUCCUUUCGCAGAGUUGCUACUCCCUGUGGCUCUUAAGUUGUUCCCUAAUAUGCUGCCAAGCACAUACGAGGGACAGAAAGCACGCGAGAAGAAAGCAUUGAGCUUGAGCUCCACACGGAAAGAGGUCUCUGGAUUCUUGAAAGACACUCUUAAAGAGAGUGGCCUUCCUGUGACCGCUGCUACCGUCAAGAAUGACGAGUUCGCAGAGUUCUUCAAGAAAAUUAGGACAACCGGAGAAGCACCCUCUACCGAGGAUGUCAUCAAAGUUUGCAAGGUCUUCAAAGAUGAUCUGACCCUGGACAACCUUUCUCGCCCUCAACUGGUUGGUAUUUGCAAGUAUAUGAACCUGAACUCAUUCGGCACUGAUGCCAUGCUCCGGUACAACAUCAGACAUCGCAUGCGGCAGAUCAAGCGCGACGAUCGCGCUAUCUUCUACGAGGGUGUUGAAUCGCUUUCCGUUCCAGAAUUGCAGAUGGCAUGCGCCUCACGUGGUAUCCGCACUCACGGCGUAUCUCCUGCUCGUUUGCGCGACGAUAUGUCGACAUGGCUGGAUCUGCGUCUCAAGCAAGGCGUUCCGUCUACCCUUCUUGUUCUGAGCAAUGCAUAUGUUUACGCACAGGGUGGCAAGGAGACAGAAAUGUCCUCUCAGAUCGAAGCUCUCCAGUCGGUUCUGUCAAGUAUCCCUGAGGAGUUGUUCCAUGAAAUUGAGUUGGAGGUUCAUAACGCCGAAGGUGCUGCUACAAACAAGCAGCGUCUGGAGGUCAUUAAGGAGCAGCAAGAGCUCAUUGAGGAGGAGAACGAGCAGAACAGCGAGAACGAGGAGAAGGGCGUCGUUGCACCCAAGGAUCAUGAAGAUAUUGAUGAUAAAGACGAUGUGAAUAUUGAGGCUAAGUACCAGUCGCAAUCCGGGGAGGCAGCUGAGGCUGUGGCUGAGGGCGACAAGGUAGAGGAGGCGCAGUUGAAAGGCUCAUCCGCCCAGGCAAAGGAAGUGAAAAAGGAGACAACUUCUGCCUAGGAAACCUCCGGAUUUGCACUGCAUGACACAUAGACUUUCCCUUCAUUCCCGCUCUUCAUCUUUCUUGGUUGUGUUAUUGUUGAUACGAUAGACUAUUUCCUUGUUUAAUCUCCUUGAACUUGACCACAAACCUCUGUGGUUAGCUACCAUCCGUCUCUCUGUUAUAUUAUAUGUAUCAUCUUCUUAUUCAGUGAUAUCUGGCUAAAUGGACAUAGAAAAUUAUGUGGAAUAUAUCCGACUUUACGUCCUUGUCCUCCCAAUGACCUUCCUGUUCUUUGCAAAAGAGUGUAUAGCCUCAGCAUGGUGACAAUAAAAUGUAUUGCUGGAAUACAUAGUAUGAUCAGCUUCUAGCCUCCUCUCCCGAUAGCUAGUUAGGUACGUUUAUGUUGC
Aspergillus alliaceus is the source of this 2219-nucleotide messenger RNA. RefSeq names its product MRS7 family protein. Gene Ontology annotation, molecular function: ribosome binding. The coding region runs from base 186 to 1829 and encodes 547 amino acids. The transcript has 3 exons. The record is from RefSeq and is a predicted model, not a curated record. Lineage: Eukaryota; Fungi; Ascomycota; Eurotiomycetes; Eurotiales; Aspergillaceae. Gene Ontology annotation, biological process: intracellular monoatomic cation homeostasis. Gene Ontology annotation, cellular component: mitochondrial inner membrane.